Ascochyta rabiei is the source of this 291-nucleotide messenger RNA. RefSeq lists its product as uncharacterized. The record is from RefSeq and is a predicted model, not a curated record. Lineage: Eukaryota; Fungi; Ascomycota; Dothideomycetes; Pleosporales; Didymellaceae. The coding region runs from base 1 to 291 and encodes 96 amino acids. The transcript has a single exon.
AUGGCCGUCUCUUUCGGUCUGGGUGCAGGGUGCAGCGACCAUGGCCGCCCUUGCAGCAUGUUCGGCUGUGGAUUCAACAAACAAACAAACAAGACCGUCGUCAAACAAACAAACAAGACCAUCGUCAAACAAACAAACAAGACCGUCGUCAAACAAACAAAAAAGAUCAUCGUCAUCAUCAACGUGAACCUCGUCAAACAAACAAGACCGUCGUCAAACAAGCAAACAAUGACCAUCGUCAUCAUCAACAUCAACAUCAACAUCAACAUCAACGUGGUCGCGCGCCGCUAG